AGAGGACGUAGCUAGCUAUAGCCUGGCUGAUACUGAUUUUCCUAUUUGGGCUUCCUGUGUAACAUCAUGUUUUCAAUUUUUCAGAACCAGUAUUUAUCAUCGUCGUGAUUAGCCAAUGGCUGCUUAGAAUCAAUAUCGCUGGUGGCGGGAAAAUCCUGUAAACAAACCACUACACGUAGUAUUUAAUGAAGUAGUUAGGAAAAUGUCGUAGCUAUGAUGAUGCACUAGCUAUAAAAAACUGAAGACAGUUUUGUCCACUCAAUUUUUAUCAAACACCAAGUAUGUAAUGGCAGUAAGCUACGAUACGCUACCAGGAUACGCAGCUACAGCCGAAGUCGAAAACAUGUCGAAGAAAGAACCUAUGGUGAUUCAAAGCCAACCUCAAAAAUUGAGUGAAGCUGAGCAGUAUCUCUUGGAUUUGGACCCUAACGCUGUGGCAGCAUGGUCAGUCCAUGAAGUGGUUCAAAACUUUCUGUCAAGAAUAGGGUUGGAUUAUUUAAGUGAACAGUUCCAAGCAAACAAAAUCAAUGGAAAAUGUCUCAUUCUCAUGCAAGAGCGUCAUUUAGUUGAGAUGGGUAUCCAGUGUCUUGGUGACAGACUGAUGCUCAUGGACUUCAUCACACUACUCAAGAAAAAGAAGAAGGAAGUAGAGAUGAGUGGAGCGCAGUGGUCUGGUGUGACCCCAGCCCCAGGGAUCGCAUACAAAGAAGACUGUGGGGAGUGCUGUGUGGCAUAUUUUUGUCCUUGUUGUCUGGCCAAGACUUACUGGAGAGUUACUGGACAAGGUAUCUUCUACAAGAAGGAGCCUCCAUGUGGGUUGUUCACUGGAUCAGUUACUACCGAAUACAUGGACUAUCGCUUCGUCAAAGACCUCGAAUUAAAACGCACCAACAAGUUUUGCUGUUGCUGUACUGCCAACGAGCUGGAGAUCUAUGCCGAUGAUCAUGACGCUGGCGGUGACCACAAAGAAGAUGGCAAACCACUUCCAUCGGCAUUCCACCCCCACACCCUCAGGCAUCCUGAAGCACCGAGAGUCGAGGAGGUUAUCAGACACGCUUGGAAUAAAUCAAGAUUAGUUGCUGAGUAAAGUAUAGUUCGCACUAGCGUCGGAAUGGAAGCGGAGUCGUAAGGGGAGCUUACGAUCUAGUGGGAACCAAUAACCGGAGUCAGAAUCGAAAGCAGAAGGGCGACAAAGUUGGAAUCGGAAGGAUCAGAAGGUUUUCUUUUUCUGCCGACUCCGAUUCUGAUUACGACGCUUAUGAUCAAGUGUGAACCGAAAAAUCGGAAUCGGAAGCUUUGAACAAUGACAGAGCUUCUUCCCAGGCCAUUCAGAGCAAAAAACAUGGCGGCCUUCUUGGUAACUAUGGGAACAACAAAGAAGCGAGCGCCGAAUCAAAGAUUACGAUUCCGCUUGCGUUGUUUUGAUUCGCACUAGAUCGUAAGCUUCUUGCACUUCUGAUUCCGAUUCAGACGCUUAUACCACGCUAGUGUGAACCAGCCUUAAAGCCACGAGGACUUAAUAUAAUCGUCUAGUUUGCAUUAUGCUCUGUCAUACGAAGGACUGCCAGAAUCUACUAGUUAACGUAAUGUAGUUUUAAGAAACAAUUUUUUAGAAUAAAUGCUUGUAGUUUAAAAAUUUUAAAAUAAUGCGCACAACUAAAACAAUAUUAGCAUAUCCAUUAGCAAUUAAACCUCGAGCCUGAAUGGGCUAUCGACUCAAGAGGCCUAAUUGUUUUAGUCAAAUUCAACCAGUCCGUCAAAUAUGUAGAUGCAAACAAGUUUUAAUUCAAAGCUAAAUGUUACGGUUUUCAAAGCCGGCACUUUUCGCUACUAGUAGGGCUAUAACUUACAGCCUAGUAGUAGCUCAUCUAAUCAGAACGCAGCAUUGAUUAUAGAGCACUAGCUAGUUGGAUUUGACUAACACCAUAUAUUGGCCACACACUAGCGACAAUAUAUUGCCUUUACGUUUCGCAGUGACAUCCCUGCGUCGUAUGAUUCCUUCGACAAAAAAGUGUGAUUUCUUUUGUAUUUUAAUGUUGGUCUCGCAUGCCAUCCACGAGACUUUUGAGAAAAGGUCCAUUCGAUGACAUGUAUGUUAAUUUGGUACUCAAUUCACUGUUAAAAGGCUUCGAUUAAAAACUUCAUCAAACCUAUAACGAA
Molecule: messenger RNA, 2160 nt
Organism: Actinia tenebrosa (Australian red waratah sea anemone)
Lineage: Eukaryota; Metazoa; Cnidaria; Anthozoa; Actiniaria; Actiniidae
Molecular function (GO): protein binding
Source: RefSeq, a predicted model, not a curated record